AUGGUGGACGCUGGGGAAGGUGCUCCCCAGCCAACAUGGAAGUUCACCCAAUGCUUCGGUGAUAAGGGCGACGUGGAAGACAUCACAGAAGCCGACAUAAUAUCGACAGUCGAGUUCGAUCAGACCGGCAACUACCUCGCUACUGGCGACAAGGGCGGCCGUGUGGUCCUUUUCGAGCGCAAUGAGACGAAGAAAACCUGUGAAUACAAGUUCCACACCGAGUUCCAAUCACACGAGCCAGAGUUUGACUACCUAAAGUCGCUCGAGAUAGAAGAGAAGAUCAACAAGAUAAAAUGGUGCCGACGACAGAACGCCUCACACUACCUGCUAUCCACAAAUGACAAGACCAUCAAGCUAUGGAAGGUCUUUGAAAAGUCCCUGAAAGUGGUGGCAGAGAAUAACCUCUCCUCCGAGCUCACACCAGCAGGCACUGGAGGGGCAAAUGGCGGUGGUCCUGUGAGGUAUCCAAAUCAGCACUUCCGCAGCGUUGCCGACCUCAAGUUCCCUCGCAUGACACACCACGAUACGGUGGUUGCAGCAGUACCGCGAAGAGUGUACGCAAACGCCCAUGCAUAUCACAUUAACAGCAUCUCGGUCAACAGUGAUGGAGAGACGUUCAUCAGCUCAGACGAUCUGCGGAUAAAUCUCUGGAAUCUCAACAUCCAGGACCAGAGCUUCAACAUUGUCGACAUCAAGCCAGCUAACAUGGAGGAGUUGACCGAGGUGAUCACUGCCGCUGAGUUCCACCCUGCGCAGUGCAACCAGUUUAUCUACGCCUCGAGCAAGGGCACUAUCAAAUUGGCAGACAUGCGAGCGAGGGCGCUAUGUGACGAGCACGCGAAACGUAAGUCGUCUUGGGGACCAUGGCUAGGUGAGAGUACUGACACUUCUGCAGAAUUCGAGCAAGAAGAGGACCCGUCUUCUCGGUCGUUCUUCUCCGAAAUCAUCUCCUCCAUCUCUGACGUUCGGUUCUCUUUCGACGGUAGAUAUAUACUUUCCAGGGAUUAUCUCACCGUCAAGAUAUGGGAUGUCAACAUGGAACGACAGCCGGUCAAGACCAUCCCAAUCCACGAGCAUCUCCGACCUCGCCUUUGUGAUACCUACGAAAAUGACAGCAUCUUUGACAAGUUCGAGGUCGUGUUCUCCGGCGACGCCAAGAAUGUCAUGACUGGUUCGUACAACAACAACUUCAUGAUCUACCCAUCGGAAGAGGGCAAGGAUACAGAGGUCGUUCUCCAGGCCGACAAGAGCGCCUUCAAGGCGAAGAAGGUCGGCAUUCCAACUCCCAUGAACAGCGCCACAAGUCCAGGCGCUGGCAAGGACGGCAAGAAGGGCAGUCGGGCGAGCAGUCCAGCCGGCGGUGCACAGAGAAUGCGCAAGGAGACCGACGCCGACCAGAUUGACUUCAACAAGAAAAUACUACACAUGAGUUGGCAUCCUCAGGAGGACAGCAUUGCCAUUGCAGCGACCAACAAUCUGUUUGUGUUUUCGGCAUUGUAA
Messenger RNA from Fulvia fulva, 1500 nucleotides. RefSeq names its product Phosphatase PP2A regulatory subunit B. Bases 1 to 1500 code for a protein of 499 amino acids. Gene Ontology annotation, molecular function: protein phosphatase regulator activity; protein binding. NCBI's taxonomy places the organism in Eukaryota, Fungi, Ascomycota, Dothideomycetes, Mycosphaerellales, Mycosphaerellaceae. The transcript has 3 exons. Gene Ontology annotation, cellular component: protein phosphatase type 2A complex; cytosol. The record is from RefSeq and is a predicted model, not a curated record. Gene Ontology annotation, biological process: peptidyl-serine dephosphorylation.